GUUUCACGUCGGAACUUUAGUCCUCAAUUGUCCACCGGUUUGUUUGGGAACACAUCUGUAGUUGCAAACGCUGCUGACGAGAAAUUCCUCGUUUUAUUCCCCGAAAAGAGGCCCUAUUCCAGAUCAGCAGAGAGGGCCUGGUACCCGCAGGAGCUGACUCUGAGGUCUCCCUCCUACAAGGUGGUGAUCAUGCGGUCUGGACGGCGUCUGUAACCCUUCUAUAACAGAUCUCAGUCCAUUCUUUGGAGUUUGUUAAAUACUAGGUUUCUGGGCCACGAUGGAGGCUUGUGACGUUCCUUCUGAUGUCCUCCUGCAGCGUCCCUGGCUUCCUGUGAGCAUCAGUGGCCGUAAUCUCCAUGCUAAGAGUUGGUUUGGAGACUCAGCAUACCACAUCCUGCUGACAGACAUGCACUGUGUAUGGGAGGAGAGGAUGGGCUCAGCAGCAAUCGAGAAAAGAGCACAGGAGCUGAACAGACGUCUGCGAGCCCCGGUCAAAGCGUUCUUCUCCCACCUGUGUGAAGUGAUUCAGCCCACUCUGACAGGAAGUGAUGGGCGACCCGAUGGCGAGGCCGUGAUUUCUCUGACACAACAGGAAGAUGGAAACAUUAGUAUGAGGCUGAAGAGCGAGCUGGCAGGGCUGCCCUUCUACUGGGAAUUUCACUGCGUCCCUGCACCUGUCACUGAUGUGUGUGUCCAGCUUGUACGCCCCCUGUUGGCGAUGAGCCACUUGCUGCAGCGACAGGUGGAUCAGCUGGGAGCUCUGCUGGUGAGAAAGGACGCAGAGAUCCAGGACUACAGAGAGAAUGGAGCCACACUCAGCAGAGAGCGACUGCAGACAAACCUUUUUGAAGAGCAAACCCACAGGGAGGACUUCAUAGCAAAGACUCUUCCUCUGCUGAAGCACGACACUCUGAGCUUUGACACUGACCUCCAACAACUGUACGCCACCAUCGUUGCCCACGGAAACACACGUAAACGCAGACUGUCAAGGGAACACUGUGUUGAGGAGGACCAGCCGCCUGAAGAGCCAGACCUCACCUUGAAUCAGGGUGGAUCAGUCAGGAGUGAACCAGAGGAGGCUAAAGAACAGAACGAGAAUGGGAAGCUGGAUGCAGCUGCAACCGAGAAGGUUGACAAACCCUCAGUUAAACAGUCUGUACCAGCCACAUCUGACCCUGCUGAGCGGCCGUCCAAACCAAAGAAGAAGAAAGUCGGCUUGUUCAGAUGAACCCGAGCAGUAGGAACAUACACACACGAAGAAUAAGAACUUCAUCUUGACUUUCAAUGAAAGAUAUUGAAACUGGUUCAUCUUAAAAACUAUUACCAUCUUUUUUAUUUUUUUAUUUUGAAAGUUUGAUUCUCUUGGGCUGCUUUUAAUUAUGUUGAGAUUUUAGAUUUUCAGUUUUACAGUUUUGUCAAUAAAGUCUGGAUUUUGGUGA
Messenger RNA from Notolabrus celidotus (New Zealand spotty), 1439 nucleotides. It is a transcript of the gene nhej1, whose product is annotated as nonhomologous end-joining factor 1. Gene Ontology annotation, biological process: double-strand break repair via nonhomologous end joining. The transcript has 9 exons. Gene Ontology annotation, molecular function: DNA end binding. The coding region runs from base 278 to 1228 and encodes 316 amino acids. Gene Ontology annotation, cellular component: nucleus; DNA ligase IV complex. The record is from RefSeq and is a predicted model, not a curated record. NCBI's taxonomy places the organism in Eukaryota, Metazoa, Chordata, Actinopteri, Labriformes, Labridae.